GGCAGCAUGGAGCCCGGAGCAGGCCGGCUGCCUCUCCAGGUGCUGGGAGAGAACGAGGCGCUGCAGCAGUUCUUCAGCGGUCAGGAUGUGAGUGGCGUGUUGGACAGCUCAGUCGCUGUGGAUACAAGCAUCCUGGAGCAGUACCUCAGCAAUGACAUGGACCCCAACAGCUUCAUGCUUCCUGAGUCUCCUCCUGACUCAAGCUCGGAGGCCUGUUCACCUGCACAGAUACCAGACCUCCACUAUGAGCCGCCCUAUUGGUCCAACCAGCUUACCAACCAGGAAGUGUUCCAGCCAGCACAACGGCCUGCCCCCUCUUCGUCCUGUCUCUUUAAGGAUCGAGGCUGUGCCACUGCCCACGCUGAGAUGCUGACCCAUGAUCAGCUCCGCCAUUUGGGCCUCACUAACACUUACCUCAAGCCUGGGGCCUCACCUGCACCACCUGCUCUACCUGCCCCCCUGUGCCAGCACACACACCACUCACCUGAACACAUACACUACCUGACUCCUGAGAGCUGUUUACAGGUUUACACCCCUCCUCCACUUCCUUCCCCACCACUGCCCACCUCGAACAGCUAUGCCACACCCUGCACUGGUCCCGGCCUUGUGCCAAAUUUAGUCACACCCCCUUCAAUCUGUCUGCUGGGCUCCACCUCAACACUACACACCAGUUCCCCAGACAGUAAAAAGAGGAGGAGAUCUGAGUCUGAGGAACCAUCAGCAGGAAUUGAGGAUUCCUGCAGUGAAGGUGAUGGGAUUCGUGGUGGCAGUGUAGGGCACGGUGUAGGUGGUGGUGGACUGAGUGUGGGAUCCAACCAGCUGUUAACUUGGGAUCAGUACAGACCAGAACAUUGGAGCACUUUGUAUGACAGCAGCUCACAGACACUGUCUCUUCCUGCCUACCACGUAGACACAGAUAAAGGCUUCAUCUACUCUGUAGCUGACGAAGCCUUCGUCUGCCAGAAGAAGAACCACUUCCAGGUCACUGUUCACAUUGGCAUGACAGCAGAGCCGCAAUACGUGAGAACGCCCAAUGGGCCGCAGAAGGUCGACCACUUCCAGAUAAAAGUGUUCGGGGUCAAGCUGGAAUCUCCAAGCCACCAGGUGACCAUUGAGCAGUCUCAGCCCAACCGCAGCAAGAAGCCCUUCCAUCCUGUCAGGGUCAGUCUGCCCGGCGGCAAAAUUACGAAGGUAACGCUUGGCCGACUGCACUUCAGCGAGACGACUGCCAACAACAUGAGGAAGAAAGGCAAACCCAACCCUGACCAGAGAUAUUUUCAGAUGGUGGUUGGUCUGUACGCUGCAGUGGGCAGAGAGGAGACAUUCCUCCUCACAGCUCUGGUGUCGGAGAGAAUCAUCGUCAGGGCUUCUAACCCAGGUCAGUUUGAGAUGGACGGGGACGUCCUGUGGCAGCGCGGGGCAGUGCAGGACGCUGUGGUCUGUCAAGGCCGAGUGGGCAUCAACACAGACUCCCCUGAUGAGGCAUUAGUUGUCUGCGGCAACGCCAAGGUGAUGGGCGCCGUCAUGCAGCCGUCCGACCUCCGCGCCAAGGAAAACAUACAGGAGGUCGACUCUGAGCAGCAGUUGAAGAGAAUCACUCAGAUGAGAAUCGUUGAGUUCGAUUAUAAACCAGAGUUUGCCUCCACCAUGGGAAUAGACCACACUCACCAGACAGGUAUAAUAGCUCAGGAGGUGAAGGAGCUGCUGCCGUCAGCGGUGAAGGAGGUCGGAGACGUCAGCUGUUCUGACGGAGAAAAGAUUCCUAACUUUCUCAUGGUGGACAAGGAGCAGAUCUUCAUGGAGAACGUGGGGGCGGUGCAGCAACUGUCAAAGCUCACCGACAACCUGGACACACGAAUCAAAGAGCUGGAGGUCUGGAACGGCCGACUGGCAAAACUGAAGAGCCUGACAGGCAGCCUGCGCUCCACCGGCAGAAUACCCAGGAAAAACAGUAGUGUGUCGACGGCGCCGAGUCCUGACACGUGUAAGUCGGGGAAAGUUCAGAAGGAAGGCUGGAGUCAGAAGUACAACCACUGUCUGCAGCACAAAGUCUUCAAGGCCAGCGUCUUCACACUGCUGGCCACCAUGGCUUUCUGCAUCAUCGCUAUCAGCGCUCUGUACCUGCUAAAUUUGAAGGAGGAAGACUUUACUGACAACGGCAACGGCAGCAUGGUUCCUCUGCAGACCACAACUAUGAGCAGCACAGUAACACAGACCAGACCAUCUGGCCUCUGGCCACCAGACGUGGACUUCUGUGACCUGCUGUACUGCGAUCAUGUGUACUGCUGCCCUCCACCAGCACAGGGCAGCACUGACUCCAACAUCACCUCCACUAAAUCAGCUGGAGCAUACAAGCGGUUGACAGAAAAAAGAGAUGCAAAUCUUUAUCGCAAGAUGAAAAGUGCCAGAGACUGGACGAACACCACCAUCCAGUCUAUCACGAUCAAAGAGAACCAGCAGGUGAUUGAUAGCAAAUACUACCUGAGAGAUGAAUGUGGGCCAGGUCGAUACGUCUACAGAGUUCCCAUCAGCCAGUUUGUCCCAAUCAACAUGAGGGUCACCCUGCUCAUAAAUUCUACAGAGUUGCUGGUGGUUCAUCUGUGUAGCUUUGACGAGUCGGCGGCCUGCUCUGCUCCGCUGGAUGUAAACACAGUCACUGAGAGCAGAUACCCGUCAAACACACAGGGGGAACACGAAUGGCCUCUUCACGUGGCUCGUCUUUAUCACAGCUCGUAUCACUUUCGCUCCACAGUGGCUGGUCAAGCAGACUGCACUACUGACCAUCACUACGCGGGGGCGCUCUUCACUGACUACUAUUUCCACUUCCACAGACGCUGCACAGACUCAUAGGCACAGAAAUUUAAAAUAUAUUAAACACUUGCAGCACAAAGAUUUUUAGCUGCAAAUGCCUUUUUAUUGUGAUAUAUUAUUCUGAAGUCACUUUUACUGUUAGAUUCUACUGCGUAAUUGCAAAAGUCUGCAGUGGAACUUGCUUAGCUCAGAUGUAGAUAACAUCCCGGUAUAUGUUCUUCUGUUUACUGUCAUUUAUUCUCAUGUAUUUGCUUUUAAGCUUGUAGAGACGCACAAGCUAACCCAACAAAGAUUGAACAGAUGAAACUUCUUACCAAAUAUCAGUGGACGGCAAACCAGAUAUCAUUAUAGUGGACGAGAGCAGGACGGUAAAACUAGGUGAGUUCAGUAGAGAAUAUUAGAGGUAAUUGUAGACGACAUUGACUGAGUUAAAAUAUUUCAACUUUUUGCCGUCCUCCACAGUGUAAUUUACAACCAGAUCGUACGUAGUUCCCUCACACAAAGAUAAAAUGUGGGCAAUCUGGACAACAAGAAGCUAAUAAUGUUUUUUUUGUUGCUGCUGUUGCCUCUUCUGCAACAUAAAAAGAGUAUAUACAAAGUGCAGCUCUCCUUUCUCUGUCCAUGCUGAAUAUGAGUAAAUGACCUUUUGGAGGGAAUUUAACAUGAAUUUUAAGUUUGCAAUAGAAUUCUAAGAGAAAGCUGCAUUUUAUAGCUGCGUGCAUUGCUAGAAUAAUGACUUCAAAGUCGCCACAUAUGGACACAUGGUCAAGACAGGACAAGUUUUCUUCAACGCUAAAGGUAGGUGUAGGAUAUUUAACACAAAAGUCAAAGGAAGGAGGUGGUUGGAGGACCAGAAAGCUGACUUUCGAAAAGGCGGCCAAAUUGCAACGUUGUACGACAUUAACAAGUACUUUUAUUUUGAAAGUCUAACCGGAUGUUGCACAUGUAUUGUAGUGAAGAUGACCCUGGACGCUCAAACGUCCCAGGAAGUUAAACAGCAUUCACAGAGUUUCCCGUGUGAAUGAAAAAGUCAACACUGAUUCUUUUUAGUUAUGUUACAGAGGCUAUGUAGUUAUUUAAGCCAUGAUCUUUUCCUUAAACCAUAACCAAAUAGUUUUGGUGCCUAAACCUAAACAAACUGUGAUAUUUCACAACAUUAACCACUUUUUUUAUUUUGAAAGUCUAACCGGACGUUGCAUAUUUAUUCAAAUUUGACCGCAGAGCCCUACAUGUACUAAAACAACACUAAACGGUACCCAGGGUAUUUAAACGUGACGCCAAGGGGUCUUGACUAAGUGUCCAUAUGUGAAAUAUUUGUAUCACAUUGUCACGCUGUUGGUUUUUCCUGUGUCGUCCUGCCUGAAUCCAUGCGAACGCAGCAUUACUGUGACACUGAUAUGCAGAAAUCUGUUAAUGGAAUUCAGAUCGUUGUGUCGCAAGAUAAAAGAUAAAUCUGUUUCAGGUGAUUAUCAAUAUAGAAAGGAGAGGGAAAAAAACAUUUCUGUUGUGCAAAUUAUGUGUAUUUUUUUUUCUCGUGAAAUACUGAGUUUUAUCUUUUUAGGCCUGUAAAAAGUGAACAUGAUCAGGGUUCGGUUGAACAGGUCACAAGUCAUCAGGUAGACCUUUGCAACCUAUGAUGGCUAUAAACGGUCAAAGGCCAGAAAGGUUGUGAAUCAACACAAGAUUUAAGUAAUUUGCUGUGUUGGUUGGUCUUGAAUGAUUUUUUUUUAUUAUGAUAAUGUUUACUUGCUUCUGAGGAUGAAACCUGAAUCUGUUCCUUAUUUGUUAUUUCGUUUUAAACAGCAUAACUCUUAAAAACACAUCCAUAAAUCUGAGACUCUUAGAAAAAGCACUUAUUAGUAAUUAGUCUAAUGCAAAAUGCUACAAAAAGUUAUUAUAAAGAAGUCAUUUUUGUGAAACUGUUUCUAUGAGCUGAACGUGACUGAAUCCACUCUGCUUUGUGUGAAAUUAAAACUAAUAGACAGUGAAGUAGAAUUAAAAUGUUUAAAACUCA
Messenger RNA from Micropterus dolomieu (smallmouth bass), 4825 nucleotides. RefSeq names its product myelin regulatory factor-like protein. Gene Ontology annotation, cellular component: nucleus; endoplasmic reticulum membrane. The transcript has 23 exons. Gene Ontology annotation, molecular function: DNA-binding transcription factor activity; sequence-specific DNA binding. Gene Ontology annotation, biological process: positive regulation of DNA-templated transcription; protein autoprocessing. The record is from RefSeq and is a predicted model, not a curated record. Bases 7 to 2850 code for a protein of 947 amino acids. Lineage: Eukaryota; Metazoa; Chordata; Actinopteri; Centrarchiformes; Centrarchidae.